Molecule: messenger RNA, 729 nt
Organism: Blepharisma stoltei
Lineage: Eukaryota; Ciliophora; Heterotrichea; Heterotrichida; Blepharismidae
Source: the annotation of a GenBank genome assembly
AUGAUAAGAGUUGGAGCCAAAAGACCACGUGGCAUUAAAGGUGUUAAAAAUCCUGUUUACGAUGGCUAUAAAAACAUUGACGCCACAAGUGGAAGUAAUAAUAAGCUGGUUUCUCCAAUAACCAAAGAGGUUGCCUAUGCAAAAGAAUUAUCUCCAUUAAAAGGCAAUUUAAAGGUUGAAAUUGAUGGAAUUUUAUAUGAAAAUUUCGAAAAUGCUUGACAAUGCCAAAAAGUUUACCGAGAAUUUGGACACUGUGAAAAGAAAAAUGGGCGCUGGGUUGUGACCAAAAAAUUUUUAAAGUGAAGAAAAAAGUGGGCAAAAGUAAAAAAAGGCCAUCGACAUAUGCCAGGAGCGAGAAAAUUAAAACCAAUUGGAGCUUAUUGGGAUGGAGAAAUUAUCAGCUAUAAAGAUAGCAGAGAAUAUUAUAUAAAUUUAUACAGAAAAUGUGUAGAAAAUUUACCAAGUAUCAGAAUUAUGACAGAAAUGCUUGAAAAUGGGGAAAAUAUUAUGAUACUUGGAGGUGAUGGGCCGCCACUAAAAUUUAUUCCAAAAGGAAAUAAAAUGUCUAAGGAGGAGCUGGCUGAGCAUUGGUCUACUUUUCAAGAUGCUUGGCCUGAAGGUGCAGAGGUUACGCCUGAAUUCUUAGCAGAGAGGAGAGAAGAUAUAAAUUAUCCCUAUGGCCAUGAAUAUGUCGUAGCGAAUAUUUUAUAUGAUAAGCUUAAUUAUUAA